CGGCGCCCUUAAGAGCCUCGGUGACACGUGUGUGAGGCGGCGGAGGCCCGGAUGGUGCGUGUGCGGGGCCCGGGCCGAGCAGACGCCAGCGCCGCGGGCCUGCAGCGGAGCCCGCCGAGGGCCGGGGACGCGCCAUGCCCAUCGUGGAGAAGCUGAAGGAGGCCCUGAAGCCGGGCCGCAAGGACUCGGCGGGCGGCGGGGAGCUGGGCAGGCUGCUGGCCGCGUCCGCCAAGAAGGUGCUGCUGCAGAAGGUGGAGUUCGAGCCCGCCAGCCGCGGCUUCUCCUGCCAGCUGGACGCCCUGCGCGGCAAGUACGUGCUGCUCAACCCCCGGCCCGACGGGGCCGGCCACCGCCGGAACGGGGGCGAGCCGCAGGCCCGGAGGCCAGGCAGUGAGCGUGGCUCCGAGGCCGCCGGCGGGGACGGGGUCCCCGCGCCCCAGAGAGUCCUCUUCCCCGUGGAGCGCCUGUCGCUGAAGUGGGAGCGGGUGCACCGCGUGGGCGCUGGCCUGCACAACCUCGGCAACACCUGCUUCCUCAACUCCACCGUGCAGUGCCUCACCUACACCCCGCCGCUCGCCAACUACCUGCUGUCCCGCGAGCACGCGCGCAGCUGUCGCCAGGCGAGCUUCUGCAUGCUGUGCCUCAUGCAGAACCACCUCGUGCAGGCCUUCGCCAACAGCGGCAACGCCAUCAAGCCCAUCGCCUUCAUCCGGGACCUGAAGAAGAUCGCCCGCCACUUCCGCUUCGGGAACCAGGAGGACGCGCACGAGUUCCUGCGCUACACCGUGGACGCCAUGCAGAAGGCCUGCCUCAGCGGCGGGCUCAAGCUGGACCGGCAGACGCAGGCCACCACCCUGGUCCACCAGAUCUUCGGGGGCUACCUCCGGUCUCGGGUCAAGUGCUCCGUGUGCAAGAGUGUGUCGGACACCUACGACCCCUUCCUGGACGUGGCGCUGGAAAUCCGGCAAGCGGCGAACAUCGUGCGUGCGCUGGAGCUCUUUGUGAAGCCGGACAUGCUGAGCAAGGAGAACGCGUACAUGUGCGCCCGGUGCAAGAAGAAGGUCCCGGCCAGCAAGCGCUUCACCAUCCACAGAGCCUCCAACGUGCUGACGCUCUCGCUCAAGCGCUUCGCCGACUCCAGCGGCGGCAAGAUAGCCAAGGACGUGGGCUACCCGGAGUUCCUGAACAUCCGGCCCUACAUGUCCCAGAACAGCGGCGAGCCCGUGGUGUAUGGCCUCUACGCCGUCCUGGUGCACUCGGGCUACAGCUGCCACGCGGGUCACUACUACUGCUACGUGAAGGCGAGCAGCGGGCAGUGGUACCAGAUGAACGACGCUCUGGUCCACGCAAGCAACUUGCAGGCGGUUCUCAACCAGCAGGCCUACGUGCUCUUCUACCUGAGGAUCCCCAGCCCAAAGAAGAGUCCCGAGAGCACCAUCUCCCGGACGGGCUCUGCUCUCUCCGGCCGCCCCAGCCCAGGCGGGGCCGGCACACACGGGAGGCGGCCUUCCAGCCACGGCGUCGCUGCCUCGCCACUGCCUGGCAAGGUAGCUCAGCGCCCGGACCCCGCGGCCGUGAGGAAGCCGUCCCCCACCGAGGAGGUCGGGGUGCCCGUCUCGAGGAACGGCUCUGUGUCGGGCCUGAAGCUACACAACGGACACACGUCCCCGAAGCUGCCCUCAGCGUGCCCCUCCCCCCGGCACUGCGCGACCCCGGCCCGGAAGGCGCCGGGCCCGCCGCACACCUCCCCGCCCCCCAAGACUGCUCAGGGGCCUGCCCGGAGACAGGGCUCCUGGGACAGAGGCUCCCCCCUUGCUACCUCGCCGAAGCUGCUCGCCGCAGGGACCACCAACGGGCACGGGCCCAAGGUGGGCUCCGAGGGGCCCCCGCCCCAGGGGAGGGGCUCCGGCCACAGCAGCCCCGAGCCCUCGGCCAGCAGUGACCCUGCCAAGGCCCUGCCGGCCGCCCCAAGCAGCGGCCCUCCGGGAGCAGACUCCUGCCCGGGCGCCGGAGAAGACCCCAAGGCCGGCAAGCCCAGGGCCCCCCUGAGCACCGCCGCCACCGCGCCCGAGCCCCCCAGCUUCAUGUCGCCCCCGCCGGCCAAGAGACUGGCCCUGUCGGCCAGGAAGGCCAGCACCCUGCGGAGGGCCCCCGGCAAUGACCUCCCGCCGCCCGCCCUCACCCCCGGGACAGCCCCGCGCCCCGCCGCAGCCGCCGGGCCCGGCCCCGCCUGCAGGGCCUUCGCAGAUGCCCCCCGACCCUCCGGCCACCUGAAGCCCCCCCCCAGUCCAGACCCCCACGCCACGUUGCUGUCCUGCGGCCGCCAGCCCCUGGGGGUGCCGCCCCCGCCCAGCUGUGCCUCUGCCUCCAGGCCUCCGCCUCAGGCCAACGGGGGCUCAGCGCCCCCCUCACGCCAGCACCCCCAGGGCCUCUGUAAGAGGAGGAAGAAGAAGGGUCCCCUGGGAGAGAGCGGCGGCCUCUGCCCGGACACGCCGCCCGCGGCCACCUCCCCCCUCGGGAAGAGGCGGAAACGAAAGAGGAAGCGUCUGGAGGCGGCGGCCGCCCGCCCGCAGGAGGGGCCAGGGUCCCGGUGGGGCCACGCGGAGCCGGGGCACGGCCAGCAGCAGCCCGUGGAUGGCUGUCCCGGGGGCGAGCGGCAGGUGGGGGCCGUGCCCGACCAGGGCCACAGCAGGAAGCGGACGAGGACGGACUUGGAGGGCAUGCCCUGGCGCAGCGCCCAGCCCGAAGCUCCCGAGGGCUCCCCGAGGAAGAAGAGGCGGAAGAGACGGAAGCCAGAGCCAGGGUGGGGCGCCGAGCGGGACCCCAGCCCUGACGGCGAGACAGGACCCGCGGCCCCCGCGCACAGCCCCCUGGAGCCUUCAUCGCCUGGGGGCGCCCACACAGGGCUCCCACCAGACCCUCCCGCGUCCCGGCCCCCAGCCAGGGGCUUGGAUGUGCUCCAGGAGCUGCUCCGCUAUGCCUCGGACACGGCAUACGGGAAGAAAGUCCUGACGUGGGACGGGGCGCUGUCGGCCGUGAGCCAGGACGCCGUUCGGGACAGCAGGCUGGCCUGCGCCGCCACGGUCACGGACGACUGGGACGCCGAGUUUGAUCGAGGGCAGGAGAAGAAAACGAGGAAACUCAAGAGGGAGAAGAGAAGAAACUUCAACGCCUUCCAGAAGCUUCAGAGUAGACGGAACUUCUGGUCUGUGACUCACCCCGCCAAGGCCGCCAGCCUGAGCUACCGCCGCUGACUCGGCCGCUGCCGAGGGUGGGUGAGGCUCCAGGGCCGCGUGCGGGCGGCCGGGCCGGCGCUGCUGGAGGCGGAGGUCAAGGAGCGUGGACGGCACCUCUCCGCCCGGGGCCUCGGCCGCGGGCACUCGGGGCCCCUAGCUCGCGUGAGACGGGCCUGCCCACGCGUUCCGGGGCGGCACGCAGAAGCAGGCCGGGCUGGCGUGGGGGGCGGGCCCUGCCGCUGUACGCGCCCUGCGCCAGCACAGGCUCGGGGGCGGGGUGCAGACCCCCGUGGGGUCCUUCCUGCUCUCCCGGGAGAGGCCCGCCAGGCCCGAGGACCAGUCCACAGGCUCCCCUCGGGCCGUGGAGCAGAGGCAGGGGACAGGGCGGGGCGACUCCUGUGGACUGUGUCCCCGGAUGACGGACGUGCAGAGACGCCUCCAGCACGCAGCGUGCGCGCUUGCUGCCUCCCGCCCCCGCCCCCGCGCCCGCCCCGCGCCCUCUCCCGAGGGGCCCUGCCUGUCGGGUGUGUUUACCGGACACCUUCCCUCCGCGGGCCGGGCUCGGGAACGGGAAUCACGACCGCCCCGGGCCUCCCUGAGCCGCGGGAGGAGCGGGGCCUCGUGAGGUGCAAUAAACGCUGCAGUACAGGGCCCCUCGGCUCUGCUCCUCAGGACUUCACUGUGGGGCUGUUCUCGGUGGGGGGCGGGGGGGCAGGUGCUGCGGCCCAGCCCGGGCAUGUGGUCUGCCACUGGCCCUCGGCCCUGGCCCCUCGGGUGGCGGAACGCGCUGAAUGACGAGAGUGUGGCGCUUUGCGGUGACCGCCCCGAGGUGGCGGUUUCUGCAGGCGGCAGGACGGCUUCCUCAGGGUGAGCCGCCCCGUCACGUGCACGGCCACGGGGGGCGGCCGCAGGGCUGUGGUCGGCUCAGGGCCCCUGUGGACAGUGAGCGCGUGCUCCCGGCCCCACUGUGUGCCCCUGGUGACCCCACAGCCCCCCAAACCUCUGUGGCCUGAGGCCUUGGGGGGAGACCGAGGGACCCUUCGGCGUGAGGGGGGGCUCUGCGUGGGCGGGCUGGGGUGUCUGCCAGGCGCCCCUGCCGGGCCUGCAGGGCGCACGGGUUUGGGUUUGAGAACUUGAAAGGCUGGUGGGGCCCGUCUCAGGAAGGCGUGUGGCUGCGGGCGGGCCCCGCGAGGGCCCCUCGGGGCUCUGGGCGCCGGGGUGACAGUUAAAGCUCAGACGGAAGUGGGGUGACAGCCCGGGAGUGAGCAGAAGGGCUGGCGCAGCCGGAAGGGGAGACAGCAGCUUCUGAAGUGGGGGCGUCCCCCCCUCCGCGCCCCGUUCAGGAAGGUUCCUGCAGGCGGCGGCCCGCGCCCCGCUCUCGAUCCAGUGUCCAGCUGCCACGAAAGGACCUUCCCAGGUGCCCCCAGGGGGCGGCCCCAACCCCGGCGGGGAUCGGCGAGGCCUGUGGGCACUGGGCACACACCUGGUCCCCGGCUGUCCCGUGGCCACUGCCCAGAGGGAGGACCGGACAGCCCAGUCCCCGCCCAGGCAGUGUUUGGGGAAUGACGACUGGGGUCUCCGGCCCUGUGCAGGGCGCACCCCCAUAGCUCCCCGUGCUAAUGGGGGCUUGUCAGGGGGCUUGUGGGUCUUCCCUUGCCAUACCGACCCCGGCCGAACCUGCCGUGCUCUCCCGGUGUCCAGCCUGCCCAGCGGCUCCUGCAGGCGGUGGCCGCGGAGUCCAGUCAGCAUCCGGCCAAGGCCGAGCCUGGCAGGGCCCCAGCGCGGGCCGCUCUUCUAGGGGAGCUGCAGUGCGUGGCACGCGGCCAGUGGGCGCCGGGCGCCCGGGAACAGUUGGCGACAGCUGGAUACAAUCAAGUUCCAUCACAAACAGACCCGAAGCGCCGUUCACACGGCGAGAAACUGCAAGCUUUAGCAAAAUAAAAUCUGGGCCUUUCAAAGCAGACAGCGCAUCAUC
Messenger RNA from Sorex araneus (European shrew), 5211 nucleotides. It is a transcript of the gene USP36, whose product is annotated as ubiquitin specific peptidase 36. The record is from RefSeq and is a predicted model, not a curated record. Gene Ontology annotation, molecular function: cysteine-type deubiquitinase activity; cysteine-type endopeptidase activity. The transcript is spliced from 20 exons. Bases 135 to 3254 code for a protein of 1039 amino acids. Gene Ontology annotation, biological process: protein deubiquitination; regulation of apoptotic process. Gene Ontology annotation, cellular component: nucleus; cytosol. NCBI's taxonomy places the organism in Eukaryota, Metazoa, Chordata, Mammalia, Eulipotyphla, Soricidae.